This is a messenger RNA of Penicillium subrubescens, 2601 nucleotides long. Its product is annotated as putative spindle pole body associated protein SnaD. The record is from RefSeq and is a predicted model, not a curated record. NCBI's taxonomy places the organism in Eukaryota, Fungi, Ascomycota, Eurotiomycetes, Eurotiales, Aspergillaceae. The transcript has a single exon. Bases 1 to 2601 code for a protein of 866 amino acids.
AUGGCCAACACGGGCUACACGUCGCCGUUUCCGACUUCCCAUGAUACCAUCGGGCAGUCUACUCUUGUAACUCCACUGUUUAUGCCUUCUUCUCCGCCGCAACAACCUUCCAGUCCCGCGACAGAAGCACCGCAAUCACCUCAAUCUCCAAGAUCUCCGCAGUCACCACGGUCACCACAAUCUCCACCACGCCCCGAGAGCCCGGCCUCUGAGCACUUUGACCCUCAUCAUGACGAUGACGAUGGCGAUGACGAAGCACAUGUAAGCAAUGAAGGAUCGCAUCACGAGGACCAGCUACAGGACUUGUCCCGCCCGUCAACCCCAGGAAGCCCAAGCAGUUUCGACUUAGAUGCGCGCCUCGCCGAUUAUACUCUCGAUUUCAGCGCGUUUCCGAGCAGCAAAUUCCUGGAUGGCAAGGAUGGGCCACCACUCCCGGACCCGGAGAAUGAAGAAGACAAGUUAUCCGAUGUGGGCGGGCCGGAAGACUUCACCGCAAAUAUGGAGAGAUAUCUGAUGGGCGAGGGCAUGUCGAGCGUCAGGAAAAGCCGGGUCAGUGAGCGCAGUGAGCUGCCAGGAUCAGCGUCGCAAUAUAACUCCACGAGACCACAACAACCGGCCGUUGAAGAGGAUGUAGAGUCGGGCGAAAUCAGCGAGUUCGGGCCUCCAGUCGAUAUGUCAACACCGUCGCAUCUCUUGCACAGAACUAGCGCACUUGCAAGGGAUUCAACGCAGCUGGAAGAUAUCGAGGAGGAUCCAAAUGAUGAGCUCUCCGCCAUGGCAUCCCCGUCCGAGCGCAAGAUGUCGAUGAACUCGGAUGAUGAGGCGGAAAAUCUAGAACAGCGCUUGCAGCAGCGCAUCGCUGAGCUGGAAGACGAAGUUCAGAACCGAGAUGAGCAGUUGCACAAAAAUCGCAAGCGCGUCCUCGAGGCUGUUUCGGCUGUAGAGCAAAUCCGACACCUACAAGCCGAGCUACAGAUCAAGAACGAGCAGUUGGACGAAAUUACUGCCAGGAGCGGCGACGAAGCGAAGCUGCGUGAGCAAAUAGAGGCCCUCCAGCGGCAAAACGAUCAACGCGAGAAGCUACUGCAGCAAUCAACAGUCAGUCAGCCGGACUUGGGCGCCGUCGAGCAACAACUUCGAGACAUGCAGAAGCAGCUGCAAAGCAGGGAUUCCCAGAGCUCGCUUGAUGCUGAGCGCUUGGAAACGAUUUCUCAUCUGCGGCAGCAACUGCAUCUCACCCAAGAACAACUUAAGAAGCGCGAUGAAACCUUGGACGAAACCAUGACCAAGCUGAAAGAAGUCACCCGAGCAAAGGAAGUCCAGCUCCACGAGAAGAAUACUGAAAUCGACAGGCUCAAGGGCGAGAUUGAUGACCACGCUCUGGAGAACGAGAGACUGGAGACUGAACUUGAGCGCGUCAAUAGGGACUACGAGACGCUCGAAGACCGCCUGACUGCUCUGGAGAUUAAGAGUGCACCACUUGAGGAGAGGAAUCACUCCCUCGAGGCAGAUCUCACCCGUGCCCAGUCACAGGUAGAGGCUCAAGAAAGUGCUCUGAAAGCCGUGGCAGCAGAUCUGCCCAUCGGUAGCCGAAGCACUUAUAGCGAAAUCCUUGAUCUGAUCAAAGAUCUUGGUGGUGAGGAACCAUCGCCAAGACCUGGCUCUCCACCCAAGGAGAAGUCCUUUGAAGAAAGCGAUAUGCAAAUCGGUCAGGAGAUCUCCAGGCUUCAGCAGGAGCUGCAAGAAGCCACCGCCGCUCAGAAGGCUGCAGAUGCCGAGGCUGGCCGCCUCAGAGAACAGCUCUCAGAGACACAAAACCUGAUCAAAACGAUCGAAAAGGAGAACUCGCGCCUUACCACAAGAGUGGAAGAGCUGACAUCCGACCUAAACAAUACCCAACACGAGUUGACGCGUACACAAGAAGAGCACGCUGAGUGUCUCGAGACUAUUGCUCGUCUCGAAGAAGAAGCCAUCGACGAACCCCCAAGCCCACCACCUUCACCUCCUCAGACUCGCGGCGCCGACCAUGUAGAAGUACGAGAGGCUGCCAAGACCGCAGAGCUAGAAGCCACCCACCAAGCUCAGAUCCGAAGCCUGCAAACCGUGCACUCCACAGCAAUCUCCACCCUCCGUUCCUCCCACGCCGAAUCCAUGCGGAAGAUCCGCAAUUCACUCACAACUGCCGAACAGCGUGAAGCAGAGAUCCGCACUGAGCUGACAACUAUCCGCGCCUCGAUUGCAACCCAAGAAUCCCAAUUGCGAAAAACAUUCAAGUCUGAAAUCAGACGACUGGAGGCUGUUAUCGCCGCCAAGGAUGAGACCGCCGCAGCCGUGGACGAGCGCAUCGCAUUGUCUGUUGAUAGACGAGAACGUGAAUGGGAACGUCGUGUGGAUUUACUGCUGAAAGAACGUGAUCGUAUGGCCAAGGCUCUUAUGAUGUAUUGGGGAGAGAAGGAAUUGGGCAAAGGUCCUGGUCCGUUGGCUGAGGGGAAGGAGAGACAUCGGCGGGAUGGUGAUGAUGCGGAUGUUAAGCAGGGACAGGCGUACAAGUACAAGUAUGCGCAGAAGCAUCGAUCUAGGACGGGAGAGAAGAAAGUAUGA